UCUCUAGUGCCAGUCCGCCAGUGACACUUUUUUUUGCACACACAAUAACAACUACCACAACAAAAUAACCUCUUAAUUCUAUUUGUUGUUUUCGUUGUGGCCGCCGUGAAAUUCGCAAACUGUGUGUGUGUCCGAGCGGGUGUCCGUGUGUGGCUGUGUUUUGGUAUCCAGAAGGCAGGCAAGAAAGGAGCGACAUUGGAAGCGGCCACUGGAAGAGGAAAACAGUGGAAAUCAUCACCAGUCUCUAGUCAACAAAGCAGACCAAAUGAGCACGCACUUUGCGACUAACAAGCAGCACAAACUAAGCCAAAAAUAAAGAUAAAGAUAAGCGGCAAAAGGAGGAGGAGAAGGAGCGCCAAAGGAGAGGAGGAGAGCAACACUCACACUCACUCGUGCACUGAGAAAAAAGAAUAGAGAUAAAUAACCGGCAGCAAGAUGCGGGUCGUGGCCAUGGUCAGCGGCGGCAAGGAUAGCUGCUACAACAUGAUGCAGUGCGUCGCCGAGGGUCACGAGAUCGUCGCCCUGGCCAAUCUGCAUCCCAAGGACAGAGACGAGCUGGAUAGCUUCAUGUACCAGACGGUUGGCCACAUGGGCAUCGAGAUUCUGGCCAGCGCCAUGGGACUGCCGCUGUAUCGGCGCGAGACCAAGGGCAAGAGCACCCAGACCGGCAAGCAGUACGUGCCCACCGACGAUGACGAGGUCGAGGAUCUAUAUAGUCUGCUGGAGACAUGCAAGCACGAACUACAGGUGGAGGCGGUGGCCGUUGGCGCCAUCCUAUCGGAUUACCAGCGCGUUCGCGUGGAGAAUGUAUGCAGCCGCCUGAACCUGAUAUCCCUGGCCUAUCUAUGGAGGAGAGAUCAGACUGAAUUGCUGCAGGAGAUGAUUGACUGUCAGGUGCAUGCCAUCAUAAUCAAGGUGGCUGCCCUGGGCCUAGUGCCGGAUAGACACCUGGGCAAGUCGUUGCGCGAGAUGCAGCCGCAUCUGCUCAAGAUGCGUGACAAGUAUGGCCUGAAUGUUUGCGGCGAGGGCGGCGAGUAUGAGACCUUCACUUUGGACUGCCCGCUCUUCCGCCAGCGCAUCGCUGUCGAGGAUAUUCAGACCAUCAUUAGCAGUGCCGAUCCCAUUUGCCCCGUGGGAUACAUCAACUUUACCAAACUAACGCUGCAGCCAAAGGAAGCGGCCAGCGGUGCAGCCAGUGUCGUUGUCGGCGGCAGCGGCGGUGGCGGUGGUGGUGGUGGCGGCGAGGUGGUCUUUGUAAAGCGUUCGCUUGACUACAUCAGCGACCUUAAUGAGUCCACGUAUAGUGACCUCAGUGAUCCGGAUUUCAGUGAAACGGAACUGGAGCUGAUCGAGAAGGAGACGCGACUUCGUGAAUCGCUCAGCCAAAGUGAGCUUAUAUCGCGCAGCAACUCCUUUGGCCGCCAUUUGGCUGCCGCCGCCACCACCGCCUCCUCCUCGCCCAUACCCAUUGUCACGAAGAGCGCCAGCGUCGACGAGCCCACAGCGGCGGCGGCGCCGCCAGUGCUAGGAGCACCCACCAGUUCCACAUCCGCCUGUGCAUCGAUGCUGCUGACCGCCACCGAUGGUGGUUCAAGCAGCCUGGCCAGUUCGCAUAGUCAAGGCGUUGGCGGCCAUGGAGGCCAUCAUGGACUGGGCAGCAGCACCGCCGCCGUUUGCGGCUCGCUGUCGCUGGCCAUCUCCUCGCUUGGGCUAAGCGCCAAUACCUGCUGUCAACCGGGCAUCGGAACGGGAGGAGGAACAGGAGCCACACAGCCGCCCAGUCCGCUGACGUACGAGCGGGAAUUCCGUCCAUUGGCCAACGUGGCUAAAGCGGCCAUCAAUGCCAAGGGCUGGAUGUGGCUGGCUGGCAUACAGGGUAGCGGCACUGAGGGCAUGGAGCACGGCAUGCAGCUGGCCCUGGACACGCUGCGCGAUCUCUGCCACUCGAAGGGCUAUGAACUUCAGGAUUUGUGCUACAUCACCCUCUAUGUUCGCUCCAUUGCCGAAUAUCCUGCACUGAAUCGCAUCUACUUGCGCUCCUUCGACUUUCACAAUCCACCGACUCGUGUUUGUGUUGAGUGCCCUUUGCCCGAUGGCUGUCAUGUGGUGAUGGAGGCCAUUGCCUACCGCCAGCCCGUGGCGGGUACGAUAUCCAGUGCCGAGGAGCGUGAUCGUGAGGGUGAGGAGACGGCAGCGGCUUUGCUAAAUGGACGCCGCAACACGAUGCAUGUUCAGGGCAUAUCCCACUGGGCACCGGCCAAUAUCGGUCCCUACAGCCAGUCCACCAGGAUUGGCGACAUUACCUACAUCUCUGGCCAGAUUGCCUUGGUGCCCGGCAGCAUGACCAUCAUCGAGGGCGGCAUUCGACCUCAGUGCAAGCUAACCCUGCGCCACAUCAGUCGCAUUGCCAAGGCCAUGAAUGCCCAUGGCCAGCUCAGGGAUGUGGUCCAUGGCAUCUGCUUUGUUACCCAUCCUGCCUUUAUUGGGGAGGCGCGUCGGCAGUGGGAACGCCGAACGACCAAUGCCAUUAUGGACUAUAUCGUGUUGCCGGCUCUACCUCGGGAAGCUCUCGUGGAGUGGCAGGUGUGGGCGCACACCCACAACGAUCGCUUCGACUAUGAGGAGACUGGCUGCUCGGUGGGUGACUAUACCAUUGCGAUACGACGACGUUGGAACUAUGAGAACAAUUGUGCUGCCAUCGUUUGCUAUGUGUCCACCGGCCUAGCCUCGUCCACCACUCAGCUGACGCAGCUAAGCGACGAUAUCUUGGGCAACCACUGCCGUCUGGCGCAGUCUGUAAGCGCCGAGCAUAUGGACGAGAUACUCACUUAUGUGGUAAAUCGUCUGCUCAAGGAUUAUCCGCUGGCCAAGAAGCACCAACAGCAGCAUCACCAGGUGACAGAGGAAACUACUGCCCCUGGAGAAACCUGUGCUGGCGGGGAUCAACAGCAGCAGCAGCAACAGCAGCCACUGCCGGCCAUACACCUGAAGCUUUUCUAUCAGGUGAAUGCCGCUCCGGCCACGGAUCUGCUGCUCCAGGCGCUGAAUGAUUUUCGAAUCAAAUGCCAGGAUACGGCAGCGAUUGUCUAUACGGUGCUGCCCGCCUGCAGUUUGCACAACUUCAGUACGUUCCUGUCCAUAUGCGGGGUGAGGCACGAGUAGGAGGAGGAGCAUCAGGAUUACACAAACAAUUUGCUGCCAGCGCACCAAGCAAAAAUCUGAUUAUUAUAUAUACAUAUAUAUACAACAAACAGUUCUAUAUAUGUAUAUAUAUUGCAGGGAAAGAAGAGUAAUCUUUGGAUAAGUUCCAGUUCGCCUUUAAAGCUUUUUUUUUUAAUUGUAAAAUUCAAUAAGCACAAAGAUUCCUUUCUUGAUAUAUAUUUAUUAUUAUUAAUUAGUAUCUAUUAGCAAAGUGUAAUUGUUUUUCUAUUUACAAAAUGGAACAAUUAAGCCAAAAUUUAUAAUGAAAUUAGUCUAACAACAUGUCCUGGAUAUUAUCCAUAGAUUAUUUUAACACUCUGCCUACGAUUUUCGUUUGAAAAACAAUUAUUACAAUGUAUAAAAGCUAUAGCUAUACACAUAUACACAUAUAUAUUUUGUUAACUAGCAAAGAGAUGCUGCAGAGCAUCCUGCCUAUGCAUUAGCACACUUUGUGUCGCAGUUUCGGACCAAAAAUCAACUCAACACACACACACACAGCAAAAGAUCUAUGUACGCAACUCAAGUGUUUCAGCAUAAACUAUGAAAACUACAACUAAAACUAAACAAACUCAAUUUAUAUAUAUAUAUAAAUAUCCGUGUGUAUAUAUAAAAACGAGGAAAGCAAAAACCAAUUUUUUGUGUGCACUCUAUUGCCCAAAACUGUAACUAUAUACUCUUAUACAAAACUAUUAACUAUUAAUCGUUUUUCGAUGUGCUUUUUCUUUAUGCUCCAACUUUUUAUAUCUAUAUAUAUACCAUAUAUAUAUGUAUAUGUAAAUCUCAGCGAUUAUUGUUCAACUUAUUUCACACACAAGAAACAAAAAUCGACACAUUUUGAGCUUUAAAAAAAUUAAAUAAAUUAUUGUGAAAUAUAGGGAAACCCGAAUAAGUAGGGAUGCCACAGAAAUUGCUGCCAGAAUUCCAGGAUUCACUCUGGAAAUUGCAUUGGAAGGAUAUCUAGUUUCAUUACCUGUUGGUGGGAUUUUCAAGCAAUAGCGAUUUCUGUUUGCAAACCCCUCUUAAAAUUCAACCGAAAGCGACCUUAGUUUUUAUCGCCCCUUUUUUUAGAUAUUGAAAUUACCGAAUAGCGAGAUUAUUAAAGUUGUGUGUCACAACAACAA
Molecule: messenger RNA, 4322 nt
Organism: Drosophila serrata
Lineage: Eukaryota; Metazoa; Arthropoda; Insecta; Diptera; Drosophilidae
Product: diphthine--ammonia ligase
Biological process (GO): protein histidyl modification to diphthamide
Molecular function (GO): diphthine-ammonia ligase activity
Source: RefSeq, a predicted model, not a curated record